AUGGCCAACCACUGCGGUCCUUGGGACAAUGAGUUUCUGGAGCUGAUUAAGGUUUCCUUGGAGCACGUUCUCAAGACGACGCCUCCUCAGCCUACUUAUGGAGUUCACGAUAUCCACGUCUACUUAUUUUUUUCGACUGGCGGACCUUUAUCUCAUGUCCAGGUUGCAGGCCACUGUCUGAUGCACUGGACAAGGCAGUAUCUUGAAGGCGACAGAGGCGAAGUCAACAUCACCACCCGAGUGGGAAUCAACAGCAAGAAAUUAGCCCGUGACGCGCUCACAGCCUGCCUGAGCAAAGACGAGGAUGAUGUGACAGCCUUCCUGUCCAAAAUGCCGAUUGUGCUUGGCCCUUAUCCAGACUCGGAAAAGGAUCUAUUUGGAUCAGAAUUCUGGGAAGGCAGAGCUGGCACGCUCUACUUUUUCGCCGUUCUUCUCGAAGAUCCCACUGCUCAGGUAUCUGAAAAGAUUCUCUCGGAUAGCAUCGACCAGGACGAGAGGGGGUGGAUGUUCUAUGAUCUGGAACUGACUGGCUCUGGUCACGGCGCUAUUGGAAUCACCACGCAGCUGGUUGUGGCUACGCCUUCUCUGGCACUGAGGCUAAAGACCAAGCUUCGUGCUGUACUCGAUCUCCAGGUGGAUGGUGACUGGCCCAGUAAUAUUGCGUCUGCUGGAUACGACAAUCCAUUCCUAAUGCAGUGGUGCCAUGGCGCCUCUAGAUUUGUCUUUUCUCUCAAAGCUUUAUGGCCCUACUUCCCUGAUAUGCAAGGCCAAAUCGAUCACUUCCUCUCGCUGGUGACGGUCGAAGCCACUGAAGAGGCCAAGCGGCUCGAGCCUGGAGAUUUCAGUCGUGCAGAUUAUGGCCCGGCCAUGGCAAUUACGUUCAAAUACCACUCCAGUGUGGCUUGGACUUGGGCAGUCUGUGAACAGAAGGAUCCCUUGAUGCUCGUCCAAACAGACAUUUGA
Messenger RNA from Trichoderma asperellum CBS 433.97, 963 nucleotides. The record is from RefSeq and is a predicted model, not a curated record. NCBI's taxonomy places the organism in Eukaryota, Fungi, Ascomycota, Sordariomycetes, Hypocreales, Hypocreaceae.